AUCGGGAUUUUCAACUGAAUCUACAGCAGUUUUUCGCUCAUUCACGUCUACCCGUACCAACAAUGUCCACCGAGCCACAAUUUGAAAAUCCAUUCAUUGAUCGUCAAUUGGAUGGAUCAAAAAUCCACGAAAUUUCCGGGCACAGGUUCAAGGCCACGGCUCUUGUUCAGCCAACCUGCUGUGCAAUUUGCUCCAAGUUGAUCUACGGACUCGGAAAACAAGGCUACAGGUGUUUGGGCUGUGAAACUGUUGUUCACAAACGCUGCCAUUCCUUAAUAAACGAUCGUUGCAACUUCGGCCCAUCAUCUCCCCGCCAGCCACCUCCACAAGAGCUUUCCAGUGAUUCUGGAGAGCUUCGGCACAGGAUCCCAUCGCCCACUGAGCCCCAAGUCUCCACCAAUCAUCACUUCAACAAGCAUUUCUACACCCGACCAACGUUCUGUGAUCACUGUGGAAGCCUGCUCUACGGGCUCUCCAAGCAAGGCGUUCAAUGCUCGGAUUGUUUGGCAAAUGUGCACCAUCGUUGUAAGGAGAAGGCGGUUCACAAUUGUAUUGUUUCAAGCCAAUAAUUCAAAUAAGUUUUUAUGAUAUCUAAAAAUACCUUCUAGGCAGCAUAAAAAUGCCGAAAUAUGUUCCUAUAAGGCACAUAGGUAGGCGUUUUUUGCCUGCCUAGAAAACACAUUUCACGCUGAUUCUUACCACCCUGAUCUCUUUUUCUUUCAUUAUUUUUCUUCUUCUCCAUAACAAAAAAAAAUGAAUUUUCAAUAUUUUUAUAAGACUAGAAAGUUUACCCGUGAGAUAAAUACUUGU
This is a messenger RNA of Caenorhabditis elegans, 810 nucleotides long. RefSeq names its product Phorbol-ester/DAG-type domain-containing protein (gene F48G7.10). Gene Ontology annotation, molecular function: diacylglycerol binding. Bases 63 to 569 code for a protein of 168 amino acids. The transcript has 2 exons. NCBI's taxonomy places the organism in Eukaryota, Metazoa, Nematoda, Chromadorea, Rhabditida, Rhabditidae. The record is from RefSeq and is marked reviewed.